UAGACGGACGUCAUUCCAACAUGGCAGCCAGCAGCACUGCAGUGACAGUUCUAGCUCCAAGUGGAAGGAGGCAGACGGUGAAGGUGUCGCCCAGCACACCGAUACAGCAGAUUUUGGAAGAAGUGUGCAAGAAAGAAAACUUCAGUCCAGAUGAAUAUGACCUUAAGUUCCAGAGAACAGUGCUGAAUUUAUCACUGCAGUGGAGGUUUGCCAAUCUGCCCAAUAAUGCCAAGUUGGAGAUGGUGCCAAGUACCCGCCAAAGAGCCUUAGUGGAGAGCACAGUCCGGAUUGCUUUGCAGUUAGAGGACGGGUCAAGACUCCAGGAUUCUUUUUCCUGUGGACAAACGCUUUGGGAACUGAUCAACCAUUUCCCACAAACUAGGGUUCCUGGGCCACAGCUGUCAGAAUCCACUCCUCUCUGUGUUUAUAUGAGAGACGAGAUAGCUGGCGAAGAAGCACUAAAGAAAAUGACCCUGAAAUCCCUUGGGUUAACUGGUGGCAGUGCCAUUGUCAGAUAUAUCGUGAAGAAAUCCAAAGUGCUUGAGCAGACGGAGACGAUGCAAGUGGGGGAAGCGAAGCCAAAGGAAGAAGUUGAACCGUCUGCAGGAGUGGAAGCUGCUCCGUGUAAGAAAGAUGUAGAAAUACCUGUGGAGAAGCCAGCUUCAAGUGCCAUUUCUACAGAGGUGCAAAAUAACACUGCAGAGGCCGUCAGCCACAAAAAAGAAUCAGUCCUGAAUCUAGAUAUUAAAGAGGAAGCGGUAAGGUUAAUGCCAACAAAAGAUGAGGCGAUCAAAAAGCAAGAAACAAAGCCAGAGCCAUCUUCAGAAUGCCCAGGACCUUCUUCUGAACGACCCAAGAACAUUAAGCAAGAGCCCUCAGCAGCCCCAGAUCCAGCACCGAGUACUUUUGUGCCAUUUUCUGGAGGGGGGCAGCGACUCGGAGGACCAGGGGCUAAGGGACAGGAAGCAGCAGGCAAACUUUCUUCUUCCAGCUCACUGGCAUCCCUUUCCAGCCCUGGAGGUCCGCCAAAGGCAAAAAAGUUCAAAACCUGUUCCGAGUCAGGUGCCAAGAAGUCGCUGGGUUCCAGAAAUGAAGAACCGACUACUGAAGACGGGGAAGGUUUUUUAGAGCCCAUCGAUCGAGAGGCCCUGGUGUAUCACAUGGAUGCGGAGCACCGUCAGCGAGGGGAGGUCUUUGCUGAGGACCUGCCUGAUGAGUUCUUCCAGGUGACCGUUGAUGACAUCAGGAAGCGCUUUGCACAGCUCAAGAGUGAGAGGGAGGUUCUUGAAGAAGCUCCGCUGUUGACCAAGUCCUUGAGGGAGUCUCGGAUGAAAGAAAAGAUGCAACGAUACCCCAAGGUUGUGGUGAGAGUACAGUUCCCUGACAGACAUGUUUUGCAAGGAUUCUUUCGACCUUUGGAAACAGUGGGUGCUGUGAGAGAGUUUGUGAGGAAACAUCUUGAGGAUCCAGACCUCCGAUUCUACUUGUUUAUUUCCCCUCCAAAAGUGAUUUUGAAUGACCUCACAGACACCCUUUUCCAGGCUAACCUAUUUCCAGCAGCUCUGGUUUACUUCGGUUCUGAUUUCAAGACAGAUUGCUAUUUACAGAAGCAGAUCUUGAACUCCACUGUCUCUUCCUCACAAGCAGAUGGUGCCAUUGCAGGCUGCAUGCCCAGGUCUCCGACCCCAUCAUCCAGUUCAGUGGCUUCGGAAGCGACUUUUCCGCCCCCUGCAGAGAAGGACACGAGGUCCAAUCACCAGAGCACAGCAGCAGACGAGCCUCAACCCCACUCAAACAGCCAAGCGCCAAAACCAGUUAACACUGAUCCAGGCAAAAUCCCAAAGUGGCUCAAACUGCCAGGAAAAAGAUGAAAAUCAAGUAAGAUGAUUGUAGAAUUGCAGAAGCCGAAGUCAGAUGUGCGACGCUAGGGAAAUGAAGCACUUUUAGACUACAUUAUGAAUGACAAAUGUUCACACUUCAAUGAAAGACAUUUGUACAAGCCUGCAUUGACUAACAGUUGUGCAAUAAAAUGUAUAGUAAAUUGCAAGAGAUGAACGCUGGUCAUUUUUUAAACAAGUGUAACGUAUAUUGUUGGUAAGUAAGCAUGCAAGUGAUUUACUGUUUAAAUGUUUCAUCUGUGUAUGAUGUACACGCUGCUUGUCUACUAGCUUAGCAGUGGGAUGUCUAUGAAGAGGUAUACCCUACCAAUAAAAACAACCUCAUUUUAUACCAAUAAUAUUUACAAAGGGACUAUUGACUUAUACAUGAUAAGUGAUAACUUUUAUGAUGAAUUUACUUUGGAUCCGUUUUGGUAUUCUUAAUUAUAACCUAUUUAUUGCCUUGCCUUUUGCUCUGUAAAAUCAGAGAAAAAAAAAAGGUGAAAGGGAUGAAUAACCUGUCCCCUUUUAAACCUCUCCCUGCUGUUAAUCAGUAGUUCUAUAUACAGCAGGACCUUGGCAUUGGUGGUCACAUGCUAAAGCCUGGCAUCCCAGAGCUGAGAUCAGUACUGUCAGCCUUUAAUGCUGGAUCAAGAUACUCGUACCAUUAGGGAUACUUACUCAUUUUACCCAAACUGCUUUCAUAUGUUUAAUAAGAUCAGCUGUAAUUUGUUCCACUAAAAUACACAAGGAGUGAAUUAUCUCAUGAGAUUAAACAAAAUGUCAUUCUCUCUUAACCACUGCAAACCUAAGGAUACAGCAAGUUUAAGCAUUUUUAUUUAUAUUGAAAUGUUUUUAAACUGGCCACUUCUUCAGCUAAUUGUGAUUAAGGUAGCCUAUUGCAGAUUAAACAUAUACAUGGUAAUAUUACUUUGAGGAAACCAUUUAAAAUAAAAAUAGCAAUAAUACAAAUUAGAAUAAAAAAAAAAGUAGAAUACUACGACUACUACUAAUAAUAAUAAUAAUAAUAAUAAUAAUAAUAAUAAUAGAAUCAUAGCAAUAAUAAUAAUAAUAAUAAUAAUAAUAAUAAUAAUAAUAAUAAUAAUAAUAAUAAUAAUUCCAACCUUCACUCCAUAAAAAUGAGAAACAAAUCUGGAAAUUAACACAACAGGCUUUUCAUUAAAAAAAAACAACAUUUUUUUGGAACUACAGCAACUUUGUUUUUUUUUUAUUCUUACAUUUUGAAAAUACAGGAAGGUAACUUUUCAAGUCAAGGAAUUCUAGGCUUCCAGCAGUAUGUUUAAUAGAAGAGAUGCUUAUUAUUAUAAACUGUAAAUUAGUCCUAUUGAUAGGUGGGCGGAACCCUCAACUUUAAUGUGCACCGAAGCACUUACCAGACUAUGAGAUUAAAAUAAAAAAACUGUACCAGAUGUACUGUAUCUUUCAAUAAUGGAUCAGCGGUGAAUAUACUGCAGUAACUUUAUUCAGGUGUGUGGAGUGUUGCAAAAGAACCCAUGCCUUGAUCCUUUUUUUUCUUCUUUUGGCAACAGAACCUAUUGGAAAUUCCACUACUUAAAAAGAACACUAAACAAGGUGAAAUAAAGUUUACCUUUCUUCAUUCCAGCAGUCUAUCAAUAUAAGUGUUCUGAAUGGGCACCGCUCGCUGUGCUCAACACAUUUUUGAAAUGCUUGUGAUGUAAGGCUGGAUGUUAGCAGCUGCUGAUGGAAGUGAAAUGCAUGCCCCGGACUAAAAACAAAAAACAUGUCCUAGCACAGCACUCUCGCUAACCCAAACCCUGCUAGUUUGAACUGAUCUCCAAUCUGAGCCACGCUUUCAGAAUGAAAUCAGUGCUAACCGCAGCAGCAGAAUUCUAACAGCAAUACCAUAAUUCAGUAUCAGCUGUCUCUGUUUGUAUUCAAAAGGUCAUAGUUGAUUAUUGGAGAAAUUAAGUUUCUUUUCAGACAGGUGUGUUUUUUUAAUACGGCGCAAUUUACAAAUCACUGAGGUUUGAAUUAGGAUAUAUUCUAACAAAAUUGGGAGAAAAAUAAUUCUGCUACUUUUGCCACUCCUUGCCUUCAUUUUUUUUAAGUAUUUCACUGACGUAUCCUACAUAUUAUUAUUAUUAUUAUUAUUAUUAUUUAUUUCUUAGCAGACGCCCUUAUCCAGGGCGACUUACAAUCGUCACAUUAUACAUUAUUUCACAUUAUACAGAUAUCACAUUAUUUUUACAUACAAUUACCCAUUUAUACAGUUGGGUUUUUACUGGAGCAAUCUAGGUAAAGUACCUUGCUCAAGGGUACAACAGCAGUGUCCCCCACUGGGGAUUGAACCCACAACCCUCCGGUCAGGAGUCCAGAGCCCUAACCACUACUCCACACUGCUGCCGCCUUCAAACUACAUCAAUUAGCUAAGUAUAUAAAACAAGGAUGCAUCAUACGUGGCACAUGCCUAUGCAAGCAUCUUUAAGUAUUAGACAGAAUCUGUAUCUUAUUAAUGGCAUACCUGCCAGACUUGGUAAACGAGUGUCUGGAAAACGAUACAUUUAAUAAAAUGUAUAAAUGGUGUGUGUUGUCUUGCCAGCUCAUCUGGGUCAUUCAUGUACAUUUAGAAAUAAAAUGCCUUAUCGCAAAGGUUUGCUCACAUGGAGCCAAACUUAAUAUGAAAAAUUCUCAGCUUCAGUACCUGCUGUUUAAUAUUCAGCAGCCAUGGCUUAAUACCCAAUGAUCUGUCUUAAUGAACCUAACAGCGUCAAAUCUAAAUACUGUCACCCUUUAACUAUGUCAGUCCCCCCAGGUGGGUCUAUGUUAAUGGUCUAAAGUGACAGAUCUUAUUUAUACCAUUAUUUUACUUACACCAUGUGUCCUGUAGUGGACUGGCUGCCAAGCCAGGUUGCCGUCUGAUGCAUCUAAGCCUGGCAAUAAGGUCAGGGUGUCCACACUAUCUGGCUACAAUUGGCACCUAUGUACACUGUGAGUGGCGCGAGAGGUCCACUCUCCAAGGUGUUUACAGAUAAAAUGUUGCUCUCUCUUAACUUGUCUGUCAGAAAUAUAAAUGGUUCCAAUAAGUGAAACAACCCGUACUGAACAUGGCAAAAUGACAUCUUCCCCAGGUAAUUUAAUAAAAGAAAGAAAUUCAUUGAUGAAAAUCCUUCACCGUAAUGUUAUGAAAAAUCAUAUUACAAAUAAUUCUUUUUCAGCGUUCAAUGACGUUGUCUCGUACUGUCAUUUUGAUUAGUGACAUCCGGUAUAGAUUCCCUGUAACGUUUGCAAUAGCAGCAUAUUAAAAGGAAAUACUACAUAAAUUACUUGUUGUGCUGGUGGAACGUCAGUAAUUUUGAUUCAAAAUAACUUGUUUUUCCAAUUCUAUAAAUUAAAUGUCAAUUUUUGUACACAGUAAUUAAAAAAGGUGUUUUCUGACA
Acipenser ruthenus (sterlet) is the source of this 5296-nucleotide messenger RNA. Its product is annotated as tether containing UBX domain for GLUT4-like. The record is from RefSeq and is a predicted model, not a curated record. The coding region runs from base 21 to 1871 and encodes 616 amino acids. Gene Ontology annotation, molecular function: protein binding. The transcript is spliced from 17 exons. Lineage: Eukaryota; Metazoa; Chordata; Actinopteri; Acipenseriformes; Acipenseridae.